AUGCGGCACGCCCUGCGCGUCGAGCCUGCGACGGGCGCCUACACGCCGCCGCUGUACGUCAACGAGCUGUGGAGCCUGCGCAGCGGCAUGCCUCGCCUCAACGCCUCCACCGGGUACCUCAACCUCACCGUGAGUCUCGCGCCGACGAGUCUGGCGGCGGUGCACGGCGACGAGAUGGUGGAGGAGAUGCGCAGGAUGCUGCUCGAGACCAACCCGUGGCUGCUCGGCCUGACGAUGGCUGUCUCGCUGCUGCACAGCCUCUUCGACUUCCUCGCCUUCAAGAACGACGUCCAGUUCUGGCGCGACAACAAGUCGAUGAAGGGCAUCUCCCUCAACUCGCUGCUCCUCAACCUCUUCAUCCAGGCCGUCAUCCUCCUCUCCAACGGCGUCGGCCUGCUCAUCGAGGCCUGGAAGCUGCGCAAGAUCGUCAAGUCGGUCGCACUGCGCUGGCCAGCCGGGUCGUGGCGGCCGCGGCUGCAGCUCACGGCGGCCGACUCGUACGUGCUCUCCGACACAAAGGCGCACGACGAGGAGGCGAUGGCGUACCUCGGCCGCGUGAUCGCGCCGCUGGCGGUCGGCUACGCGUCCUACUCGCUGCUUUACGACGAGCACAAGUCUUGGUACUCGUGGCUGCUGCGCGCCGUGGUCGGCUGCGUGUACUCGUUUGGCUUCAUCAAGAUGACGCCGCAGCUCUUCAUCAACUACCGGCUCAAGUCGACCGCGCACAUGCCGUGGAAGACCUUCAUGUACAAGGCGCUCAACACCUUCGUCGACGACCUCUUCGCCUUCGUCAUCACCAUGCCAACCAUGCACCGCCUCUCCUGCCUGCGCGACGACCUCAUCUUCGUCGUCUACCUCUACCAGCGUUGGGCGUACGGGGUCGACUCGCGCCGCGCGAACGAGUUUGGGCAGGUGGGCGAGGAGGAGGGCAGCGAGGCGCUGCCUGCGCCACCCCAGGCGCCGGGGAGCACCGCGCCUGUCGACGCGGACGGCAAGCCCAAAGCCGAAUGA
Emiliania huxleyi CCMP1516 is the source of this 1011-nucleotide messenger RNA. RefSeq lists its product as hypothetical. The record is from RefSeq and is a predicted model, not a curated record. Lineage: Eukaryota; Haptophyta; Isochrysidales; Noelaerhabdaceae. The coding region runs from base 1 to 1011 and encodes 336 amino acids. Gene Ontology annotation, cellular component: membrane; endomembrane system. The transcript has 4 exons.